GACCAGCCCUAAGCGGUCGCCAGGUUGGCACAGCAAUGUUUUAUUUGUGCAUUUGCAUGAGUCGACGUCUGUGUCGAUCGAUACGCGCUUUGAGAGAGACGGAAUACCUUCAUAGCUUCAUACCUUCGCCAGAGCGACGGCCGGGGUGACUCAACUGACUCAACCAUAAUAAAACUCAAGCACCAGGUUUCCAGCUCUUAUUACCAUCCUAAUUCUAGGAGGGUUGCCUGGGUCAGAGAAGCGACUGCAUCACAUGGACCUCAGCCGAAAGGUGACACUUAUUGAAAUGUUGAGACGUUCAAUAACAAGAGCGAAUCGAAUCAUAGCCAAAGAUCUAACAACAAUGGAAUUGCCAACCAAAGAAAAUGACCAAACCUUCAUUACCAAAACCUUGACAUCAUUGAAUAAUACGCCAAAAGAAGAACCAAUCAAAAAUCACUGUCCCUCCGCCGAUUGUAAUAAAUCCGGUACAGCGAUGGAAACAGCCAUUACCAAAGAUUCAAAAGAGAAAUCAGCCUAUGGCGAUGUGUUGUCGGACACAAACGUCAUGGACUACCGAACAAAUAGAGACGAUCAGACAAAAUUUCCGUGCCCGGUAUGUAACUUUGAAGUAAAGACGGCACACGAAUUUACUGAACACAUUCGAACACAUAACAAUGUCGAUGAAAACGAGAAAGACUAUACCUGCAAGAUCUGCUACAAAAUGCUUAGUUCGAAUUCUAGUCUGGAUAGGCACAUUUUGGUCCACAGUGGCGAAAAACCUUUCCGAUGUCGCGUGUGUUCUGUUACAUUUAACACCAAUGGCAAUAUGCAUCGUCAUAUGAGGAGCCACGAUUCGUCCGCGCGCACCGACAGUUGUGAAAGUGACGGCUCCACGGAUUCCAAUAGCGAUGCUCAAAGUCAACGACUUGAGAACAACAAUAACAGAAUAGCCAUCAAACGCAAAUGCGAUGAAGAAAUUAUUAACGAUGUUCAAAAUAAAAGACAAUUCAAGUACACGGAUGACAAGGACUUCUCGUCGUGCCCCGUUUGUGGCAAGAAUGAUUUUCAGACGACUUAUUUACUUGAACAGCAUUUUGAAAGUGCUCAUCCCGAUCACGAUAUAGAAUGCGGGAAGUGCGAAUUGAACUUCGACAAUUUUCGUGCUCUACAUCUUCAUCGAUUUAUGAAGCACAAGGAAAGCGACGAAGGUAAUGGAAAACCUGUUGUAGGUUUUUCUGAUUUGACAUUUGUAGAUUUUUCUGCUGAAAAAUUUCCGCAUAUAGCACGUGCUGCUUGUGAACUAAAUGUGCACAAACCUGCAAACGGAAGCAAAUGUUUUGAAUGUGUGAGAUGCUCGUUGGCUUUUCCAUGUGCCAGCGCUUUAGAAAUACACGAAAAAACUUGCAAAUCUGUUGCAGUAUCUCACAAAACAUCGGCGAAUGUCAAUACAGACGAUGACGUUAAACGCGAAGAUUUUUUUGCUACCUUAAAUUUACAAAACAAAACUAUAAAAGUAAAAUCGGAGGAGAAACUCAUAGAUAAAGAUUUGCUGAAUCCUCUGAUUACAAAUAAUGAUAACAAGGAUCUAGCGGAUAUUCAAUCUAUCAUAUCCAUGGCCUCAGCAAAAGCUUUACUAAAACAACUUUCAACUAAACCUCAAGAAGUGCCGAUUCAAGAAGGCGCUAAGGAAAAUCCCGUUGAAGAAGAAGCGCAAGAUCUUUUCUCAGCUGAGUUUAGAAAAAUGAAGCUUAGAGGUGAGUUUCCUUGCCGUUUAUGUACGGCGGUUUUCCCUAACCUGCGAGCUUUAAAAGGGCAUAACAGAUUGCAUUUGACUGGAAAUGGACCAGGUCCUUACAGAUGUAAUAUGUGUCCUCACUCUUCUACCGAUAAGGCCGCGUUAGUGCGCCAUAUGCGCACUCACAACGGAGACAGACCUUACGAAUGUGCCAUCUGUAACUAUGCUUUUACGACUAAAGCCAAUUGUGAAAGACAUUUACGUAAUCGCCAUGCUAAAGUUACAAGAGAAGAGGUAAAACAAUCUAUUAUUUACCAUCCUUCAGAAGAUCCGAACAAUGAUGAUUUAAAAAGAGAUCAACAAAUUAAUCAUGUGCAAACUGUUACUCCGUCCAUUUUCGGUACCCCCGAAACUGAUCCUGAGAGUGUACCUGAACAUAUACCUAAUGAUAGAUCUACACCUUUAUCUCACUUAAUAUCUCAGCGAUCUACCACAAAUUUAGCUUUGCCACGAGAUUUAUCUAUUGUCAUACCUCAAUGCAAUUUAACCACUCGCAUGUUUGAAGCCAAUCAGCAAAUCGAAAAUAUUCCACCACAGAAAAUACACGUAAAAAGUUUAGAAGAAUUAUCGAGACCGCCAAGUUAUAUCGAAUGUGAACCAGAUAGUGAAGAAGAUGAUUAUAGACCCAUAGACUUAAGCAUGGAUGCUCUUGACUUGAGCAAAAAGAGAAAACCAGAAGAGAAACCUCUGCCUGUAACACCGAUUACUUCUGAGCCACAUGAUUUAUCUAAAAAUGGAUUAGAUUUUACAGCGGCGAUGUUACAAAUGGCCCAACAACAAGAGCGCCUCAAAGGACCUGCUGCAAAUUUUUAUGCUGCUCAACUUCAAGAAUGGUAUCGUGGUGGUUUUCCUUUGCCACCGACUGCGUUUUCUCCAUUUUUUCUUCCACCUACAGCAGCGCAUCCAUUUCUUACACCUCCAAAUAAUGCACAAGAUAUAGCAAGUAUGAAAGAGUUAGAAAAAGAAAUAAUCCGUGGCUUACAAUUAUCUGGCGGAAGCUUAAUUAUGAAUAACAUGGCCUUGGCAUCAGAACGUUUACAAGCUUUUCAACAACAGGCUUUCAACAUAGCUGUAGCUGCCAAAACUGAUAAGGUACCUAUUAUUAAUGAAGAUAUAAAAAAUCCUUUACUAGUGAAUACAACUCCGCCAUCAAGUUUGGAUAAUAGCUCGCCUUAUUCUCCAAAUCAUCAUUCACCGAUAAAUAAACAAGUUGAAACAUCCACUCCAACAUCACACAGCCCAGGAGCAGUGAAGAUGGUUAUUAAAAAUGGUGUUUUAAUGCCUAAACAAAAACAAAGACGUUACAGAACAGAAAGACCUUUCUCUUGUGAACAUUGUUCUGCACGUUUUACUUUGAGAUCUAAUAUGGAGCGACAUGUGAAGCAGCAGCAUCCACAACAUUGGGCCCAAAGGCAACGAUCAGGAGGACACGUCAUACGAAGAGGACCUGUUAGUCAAACUAUCUCGCAGGUGACAAAUCCGAUUGAUAAUCAAAAUCAACCAGUUGGAUUUAAUAUAUCUGAUCAAGUAAAGUACGCAAUUUUGGCGCAACAACUGCAACGUUCUGAAUUACCUCCUCAACGACCGGAACAAGACGACGAAGACGUAGAAUUGGUUAUUGAUGAAGAAGCUCAUGAGGAAAAACCAGAAAUCAAAGAAGAACCUUCUAAUCUAACGAUGAACGAUAAUGCUAAAGCACGAAAAGUGGCUAAUGAAAUUCUGCAACAAGCUAAAUUUAUGGAAGCUACUGCUGCUGGUAUUAAAGAAAAAGAUUUCGAUUUGAAAAUCGUAUCAAAUUUAAUUCCGAAGUCGCCGAUGGAUCUUACUAAGUCGGACAGUUUCAUCCCAGUAGCUACAGUGAAAAAUACCCCAUUGAAUUUAGAUGGAAAAUUAGCACAAGCUUUGUCUAAAAAGUCACAAAUUGAAGCUAAAGGCAAAAUGGAAGAAGCAGAUUUAGCAUCAGUAUCAAAAUUGCUAGAUAAUGCUAAUUCACAAUUGCCAUUUGGACAAUUUUUUAGAAAUAAUCAAGCGCCAAGUGUAGAUGAGAGUGAAGGCGAAGAAGAAGGUUUAGUAGCUAGUGGAUCAGCAAGUGAAGAAAAUAAUUCAGGAAGCGAUGAAAAUAAAUCUGAAUCGGAACAGCGGCCAGGUGGCGAAAAAAAGAAAUCUGCCUACAGCCUGGCGCCUAAUAGGGUAUCCUGCACAUACUGCCAUCGCAAAUUUCCGUGGUCUUCGUCUCUCAGGCGCCACAUAUUAACUCACACAGGUCAAAAACCUUAUAAAUGCGCUCACUGCCCUUUAUUGUUUACAACAAAAUCGAAUUGCGAUAGACACUUGUUACGUAAGCAUGGUCAUCUUGCGCAACAGACACCAAAUUCUUCGAUUAAUAUUGAAAAUAACCAAAACGCUCGUGAAGAAAUCAAUAGCAUGGGCUUUAUAACUCGCAAUGUUCCUGAGCGCCCUUACAAGUGUUCUUCUUGCCCUAGCAGUACUUUCUCUACUAUCAGCAAUUUGAAGAAGCAUAUGUCCUGCAAACAUUCUAAUACAUCUAGUUCAACUGAACAUCUUUCUGGCGGCUCGAGACCUGCUAGUCCUGCUUCGGAAAAUGCAUCAGAUCAAAACAUGGAGAAGAAACCUAAAGUGACUGAUUGGGAAGCUCAAAUCGGCACGAAAACAACUGGAAAUGAAAAUCAUCAUCCUAGCAAUGUUAUGAACUCCGAUUUCCCAUUCAAGUGCCAUUUGUGCGAAGGAUCUUAUCCGGAAAGACAAAUAGCAUUGGAUCAUAUCAAGGAUUCUCAUUCUGAAGAAUAUGAAUUACUUGUAUCAAAGGGUGCGAUGGAUGCUGAACAAGAAAUUCAAAAUCUCAACCAGCAUGAUGAUAAUGAAGAGGCCACAUCUGAAGCAGGAAAAGGACGUUUUCCAGAUUAUGCCAACAGGAAGGUAAUAUGCGCCUUCUGCAUGCGCCGCUUCUGGAGCGCCGAAGAUCUUCGCCGGCACAUGCGCACCCACAGCGGCGUUCGGCCUUUUCAGUGCGAUGUCUGCAGGCGUCGCUUCACCCUGAAACAUUCGAUGCUGCGCCAUCGAAAGAAGCACGAUUCAGCCCAAAGCAGACACUCUUUACGCCUGCGAUCCACGACCACCGAAAGUGAAUCUUCCCAGGUUGAAAAUAACGGAGGAAUGGACUCUGUGUCCGAUACAAGUGAUGAGGAAGCUAAAAACACUGCUGUUGCUAAUGGAAGACCAGAUGGAGAUCUAAUUGGCAAUUUAUUAGGAAUUAGUGAUAGAGGAGUGCUGAAUAAAGUACUCUUUUCAGCAUCUGCUCAUGAAGCAGCUAUGCUACUUGGCGUUGAUCAUCGUAAAUAAAAUUGAAAAGUUUGAUCACUAAUUUAUAACUUAUGAAUGUGUGUAACAGUAAAUGCUUGAAUGUAUUGUACAUUUCAAUAGUAAAACCAAAUUCUAUGAAUACCUUAAUUAAUAAUUUUAUAUUAAAUACAAAUUAUA
This is a messenger RNA of Ctenocephalides felis (cat flea), 5275 nucleotides long. It is a transcript of the gene peb, whose product is annotated as ras-responsive element-binding protein 1. The transcript is spliced from 7 exons. Gene Ontology annotation, molecular function: RNA polymerase II cis-regulatory region sequence-specific DNA binding; DNA-binding transcription activator activity, RNA polymerase II-specific. The coding region runs from base 254 to 5137 and encodes 1627 amino acids. Gene Ontology annotation, cellular component: nucleus. NCBI's taxonomy places the organism in Eukaryota, Metazoa, Arthropoda, Insecta, Siphonaptera, Pulicidae. The record is from RefSeq and is a predicted model, not a curated record. Gene Ontology annotation, biological process: regulation of transcription by RNA polymerase II.